Dermacentor silvarum is the source of this 797-nucleotide messenger RNA. Its product is annotated as thiopurine S-methyltransferase-like. The record is from RefSeq and is a predicted model, not a curated record. Bases 101 to 790 code for a protein of 229 amino acids. The transcript has 8 exons. Gene Ontology annotation, molecular function: thiopurine S-methyltransferase activity. Lineage: Eukaryota; Metazoa; Arthropoda; Arachnida; Ixodida; Ixodidae.
CACGCGGUAGAGUUUAUGACUGAUACAAGCCGCUUUUGUACCUGCUAUGUAUAUAGCACCCUGCUUCUCCAGCUUUUAGGUCAGACGUUCAACAAGCAUCAUGGACUGCGCACCGACACUAUACACCGAAGAAUACUGGAAAUACAUGUGGAAGAAUGGGCUGUCGAUGUGGCAGAAAGAAGGAGUGAACAAGCUUUUGGAGGACAACAAGGAAGUGAUUCUUGCAGGAAAAUCACGUGCUCGUGUGUUCAUACCCCUCUGUGGAAAAGCACCAGAAUUGAAGUGGUUUUAUGACCUUGGACAUACAGUGAUCGGUGUGGAAUUCGUGGAGGAAUGCGUACGCAGCUAUUUCACUGAGAACGGUCUGCAAUUGGAAGAGGCCAUUUGUCCCAUCAUUAAAUGCAAAAUACUCAGGACCACAGAUAAUCGGCUGCAAGUGUUCAUCUGCAACAUCUUGGAAUUUAAACGGGAGUGUAUUGGAGCUGUGGACAUUGUUUGGGAUAGAUCUGGAUUUACAGCCAUGAGACUCGAGGACCGUGCCAGAUAUGCUGCAGUAAUCAAGAGUCUGCUGGCCCCUGACUUCUCCUACGGAAUGUGGACGGUUGUUUAUGAUGGACCCAUGUUGCUUAACACGAUUGCGCCUCGAAGCGCUGGAGAGUAUGCCCUACGAGAACAUUUCGGAGAUACGGCUAGGAAGAUUGCGCUGGUGGAUACCGAAGUGCUAGAGUCGAUUAUCUACAUAAAGGGUGGCGGACCAUACACUUUCUGUCUGUGGCACAUGACCCCGUGAACGCCCU